Sycon ciliatum is the source of this 636-nucleotide messenger RNA. RefSeq lists its product as uncharacterized. Bases 1 to 636 code for a protein of 211 amino acids. The record is from RefSeq and is a predicted model, not a curated record. The transcript has a single exon. NCBI's taxonomy places the organism in Eukaryota, Metazoa, Porifera, Calcarea, Leucosolenida, Sycettidae.
AUGAAGUUUGAUCACGUGAUUGCCUCACUAGCCCCGGAGUUUGCUGCUGAGGUCCGGGACCUGCUGAUGAACCGGUCGCCAACAAAUCCAUAUACUGCCUUGCGCUCUGAACUCAUCAAGCAGACGCAGUCCUCCGAGCAACGGCGCUUGCGGCAAUUGCUCACUGAGGAGGAGCUUGGCGAUAAAAAGCCAUCGCAACUCCUCCGCCAGCUCCGUGGGGAUUCGCCCAUUGCCACCCAAUGUGCAAAUGGUGCUUGCCUCUGCGCCUGGAAGUUUGGAUUUGGAAGUUUAGCCGAGAUGGCCGAUCGGGUUGUCGAAGUUGCCCGUCCACCGACAGUUAGCUCUGUUGAGCCAAGUAUGGAACUGUAUGCUGCUGUGGAGAGCCUUUCCGCCCAAGUGGCUGAGUUGUCUGGCACCAUCCAUGCUUUAACCCAACGUGGUCGCCCGCCAUUCACUCAACAUGGUCAGCGCUCGUCUCGCUCCAACUCACCGGCUACUGCCAAAAUUGGCACUCAAGACAGAGUUGGCACACCAGACAAUCAGAUCUGCCGUUACCAUAAGAAGUUUGGCACGCGGGCCAACAGAUGCUUUGCUCCCUGCGCCUAUCUUCAGGGAAACGCCCCCGCCAGCACCUAG